GCCUUCGAAAACAAUUGCCAUCGAUCAAAGAACUACCCUCGCUGCCUUUUCGUCCGACAACAAGUUCGCUCGCAUAUCGUUGCUGACUCUGUCUGACCUUCCCACCGCUGUUGAGGAGUUCGGUCUCGCCGAAAAUUCGCACAUCGAUUGACUGAAGGCGUCGUUGCCUUGUCGGAUACUCGAAGCUGCUGUUGUAUCUUCGAUCAUCUCCACUUGCAAAACAUGUCAGCCUAUCCUGCUUGCGCGUACGGUCAGCAGUACCUGGGCCCUGGCCGAACACCAAUCUUGAACCCCUGGCCCGAAUAUGCCAGCGAUACUCGAUCCACAACCGAAGCUCCCAGUCCGCCUUCACCGCAACACCACCGCUACUCACACCAGUCAAAGCAACCUCGAGCUCCACGACCAACCUACACCGAUGAACAGAAAUUCUUCAUCAUGUAUGCGCGAAUCGUCUGUGGUUAUCAAUGGACAACGAUCAAGGCACACUUCGAGAACCUAUGGGAGGCCGAGAAUCGAUACGCGCCACGGACUGAAGAGGGUCUCACCAGCGUGUACUACCGCGUUCGCGCCGAAUGGGGCCUCAAGCCAGUCCAAGCGGGACCUGCAAGCGAGCAUGACCGCGCCGUUGUUCAUGGACGAGCAACCUACUUUUCAAGAGAUUUCCUCUCAAUGAUCCGGUACCUUCCCUCGUUCUAAAUCCGUCACAGGAAGCAGACGAGUGGGAAUUCCUGGCGAUCUCGAAAUCAAUGCGCAAUCGAUCGAUAGAACUGCAGACGGAUCCAUAAGAAAUCGAGUCUAGACAAUCUUUCCGGAAGCUGUUGGCGAGUAACCAUGGGCUGGAAAGGACCCGUGGACCACGGGAGGGC
Dissoconium aciculare CBS 342.82 is the source of this 866-nucleotide messenger RNA. RefSeq lists its product as uncharacterized. The transcript is spliced from 2 exons. The record is from RefSeq and is a predicted model, not a curated record. Bases 223 to 696 code for a protein of 157 amino acids. Lineage: Eukaryota; Fungi; Ascomycota; Dothideomycetes; Mycosphaerellales; Dissoconiaceae.